Messenger RNA from Miscanthus lutarioriparius, 3129 nucleotides. Lineage: Eukaryota; Viridiplantae; Streptophyta; Magnoliopsida; Poales; Poaceae. The record is from the annotation of a GenBank genome assembly.
AUGGGGGACGCCGCGCCGCCGGCGCCGGGGACCCUGCAGAAGAGCUACUUCGACGUGCUGGGGAUCUGCUGCCCCUCCGAGGUGCCCCUCGUCGAGAAGCUGCUGCGCCCGCUGCCCGGCGUGAGCACCGUCACCGUCAUCGUCCCCUCCCGCACCGUCAUCGUGCUCCACGACGCCGCCGCCAUGUCGCCCGCACAAAUCGUCAAAGCGUUGAACCAGGCUAGGCUGGAGGCGUCUGUUCGAGCCUACGGCAGUGGCUCCGAGAAGGUAGCCAACAAAUGGCCGAGUCCCUACGUUCUUUUCUGCGGGGUUUUCCUGGUCGUGUCGCUCUUCGAGCACUUCUGGCCUCCCCUGAAAUGGUUCGCGCUGGUGGCGGCGGCUGCCGGCCUGCCGCCGAUCGUUCUGAGGAGCUUUGCAGCUGCCCGGAGGCUCACCCUUGAUGUCAACAUACUCAUGCUGAUUGCAGUUUCUGGGGCGAUAGCUCUGAAGGACUACUCUGAGGCUGGGUUCAUUGUUUUUCUGUUCACUACAGCUGAAUGGCUUGAGACCAGGGCGAGCCACAAGGCGACUGCUGGGAUGUCAUCGCUGAUGAGUAUGACACCACAGAAGGCUGUUCUAGCAGAGACUGGGAAGUGGUCGCAGCUCAGGAUGUCAAGCGAGGUUGAUGAAAGUACCCUAACUGGGGAGUCCUUCCCAGUUGCGAAGCAGCCAGACACCCAGGUCUGGGCCGGCACGCUCAACAUAGAUGGCUAUAUUGCUGUUAGGACGACAGCUAUGGCUGACCACUCUGCAGUGGCUAAAAUGGCAAGGCUAGUUGAAGAAGCACAAAACAGUAGAUCCAAAACUCAGAGGCUGAUUGAUACAUGUGCCAAGUACUAUACGCCCGCAGUGAUUCCUGUGGUGAUCAGAGCACACAACCUCAAACACUGGUUCCAAUUGGCCCUGGUCCUUCUAGUGAGUGCUUGCCCAUGUGCUCUAGUGCUGUCGACGCCGGUUGCUACCUUCUGUGCUCUUCUGACGGCUGCGAGGACAGGGCUCCUUAUCAAAGGAGGGGACGUCUUUGAAACCUUGGCAAGGAUCAAAAUUGCUGCUUUUGAUAAAACAGGUACAAUCACUAGAGGAGAGUUCUGUGUUGAGGAAUUCCAGGCAGUUGGCGAAUGUUUCCCCAUGCAACAACUUCUUUACUGGGUUUCAAGCAUUGAAAGCAGAUCAAGCCAUCCAAUGGCAUCUGUGCUAGUUGACUAUGCCCAGUCAAAGUCAGUCGAACCCAAAUCUGAUAAUGUUACUGAGUUCCAAAUCUACCCCGGCGAGGGGAUUUAUGGUGAAAUCGAUGGGGAAGGUGUAUAUAUAGGGAACAAAAGAAUUUUGUCAAGGGCCUCAUGUGAAACAGUUCCUGACAUGAAAGAUAUGAAAGGAGUUACCAUCGGAUAUGUUGCCUGCAAAGGGCAAUUGAUCGGAGUGUUUACUCUCUCGGAUUCCUGCCGAACUGGAUCAGCUGAGGCCAUCAGGGAGCUGAGGUCACUGGGCAUCAAGUCAGUGAUGCUUACUGGGGAUAGUGCUGCAGCAGCUUCAUAUGCACAGAACCAGCUUGGGAACAUACUUGAUGAGGUUCAUUCUGAACUUCUUCCAGAGGACAAAGUGAGAAUUGUUGAUGAACUCAAAGCAAAACAUGGCCCUACUCUGAUGAUCGGUGAUGGCAUGAAUGAUGCCCCAGCACUGGCCAAGGCUGACGUUGGAAUCUCGAUGGGCGUAUCUGGUUCAGCUGUUGCAAUGGAGACGAGCCACAUAACUCUGAUGUCGAAUGACAUCCGCAGGAUCCCAAAGGCUGUCCAGCUGGCACGAAGGACGCACCGGACUAUCAUCGUGAACAUCAUCUUCUCGGUGAUCACCAAGCUUGCAAUCGUUGGACUUGCACUCUCUGGACAUCCGCUUAUCUGGGCAGCCGUUCUCGCAGAUGUUGGCACAUGCAUGCUGGUGAUCAUGUACAGCAUGUUGCUAUUGAGAUCAAAGGGCGGUCGGAAGGUGAAGAAAUGUUACGCCUCUUCACAGCAUGGGUCGCACGCAAAGAAGCACUGUGUUUCCCGCCACUGCUCAGAUGGUCCGUGCAAGUCGACAGGCUGUUCCAAAGAGUCGUCUGCUGGUAAGCAUGGUUGCCAUGAUCAUGGCCAUGCCCACACCCACUGCAAAGAGCCGAGCAACCAGCACCCUACAGAAAAGCAUGCUUGUCAUGAUCACGGCCACAGCCAUAACCACUGCAAAGAGCCCAGCAGCCAUGUGGUUACAGAAAAGCAUGUUUGCCAUGACCAUGGCAACACCCAUAACCGCUGCAAAGAGGCAGGCAACCAGGUGCUUGUGGAGAGCCAUGGUUGUCAUGAUCAUGACCAUGGCCAUAGCCAUGACCACACCGGCAAGCAGGAUUGCCAUGACCAUGAGCACAGCCACUGCAAAGAACCCAAGACUCAGCGUGCUGACAGUGAGGGUGCUUGCCAUGGCCAUGGACAUGAACAUAGGCACUGCGAAGGGGACAGCCACUCACACGCUACAGGUGAGCAUGGCUGCCAUGAACAUGAGCACAGUCACUGCAAGGAGCACAGCCAUUCACAUCCUACUGUUGAGCAUGCUUGUGAGCAUCAGUGCCAUGCUGAGCAGCAAACUGUGCACGCUGCAGAAACACACCACUGCCAUGACCAUGACCAUGGACAGCACAAGCAUGAGCAUGGGGAGAUUGAGGAGCCAGAAAAGGACUGCCAUGACCACAGCCACCACUGCUGCCAUGAGCCUCAUGACAAGGACAAGAUCGCAGCCAAGCCAGUUGAAGCGGUCACGAUUUCAAUUGCUGCCCUGGCCAAAGAUGAAGGCCACCACCACAGCGAAGAACACAAGGGGGAGCACUGCGGGAAGGCGAAAGACUGCAGCGGCAGCCCAGAGCCCACCGACUGUGCCGCGAGCAAGAACUGCUGCAGCGUGAAAGGUGGAGACACCUGCUCGAGCUCGCAGGCUGCGUGUGCCAGGGAGACCAGCCCGUGCUGCAGGAGCUACAUGAAGUGCCCCGGGACGACAGCGGCGGCGACGAGGAGCAGCUGCUGCGGCCACAGCAUGCUGAAGCUGCCUGAGAUCGUGGUAGAGUAG